Messenger RNA from Pistacia vera, 640 nucleotides. RefSeq lists its product as uncharacterized. The record is from RefSeq and is a predicted model, not a curated record. Lineage: Eukaryota; Viridiplantae; Streptophyta; Magnoliopsida; Sapindales; Anacardiaceae. The transcript has a single exon. Bases 116 to 478 code for a protein of 120 amino acids.
CCUUCCUUAGUACUUAGGUUCCAGAACAAGUCAAGAAAAUAUUUGCCUCUUUCCCUAAAUCGAAAGGCAUUUAGGGUUAGGGUUUGGCUCUAACGUAAUCGGAAAAUCUGGCCAUAUGCAUUCUUUCUUAGCAGCAAAUCCUUUAAUUUUCAUCUUUGUCAUCUUCUUGGUAUUCAAUUUCAGCACACAGUUUGUGCGAUCAAAGCACGACGAUGGCGAUGGGGUUUGCGCAGGCUUCAACAAGCCGGGAUUAUGCCCGAUCAAUUGCUUUCGAGCCGAUCCCGUGUGUGGAGUUGACGGGGUCACCUACUGGUGCGGCUGUCCUGAAGCCUUGUGUGCGGGUGUUAAGGUGGCUAAAUUAGGGUUUUGUGAAGUUGGCAGUGGUGGCAGCACUCCUCUUCCUGGUCAGGCGCUUCUUUUGGUCCAUAUUGUCUGGCUCUUCUUGCUUGCUUUCUCUCUUUUUUUAGGCAUUUUUUGAUUGUGUAUUCUUUUCGAGUGAUUUCUUUUUAGAUCUUUGUGAUUUGAUUCCGGUUGCGGCUAUUCAACAUUUGCGCGUUAUUUUUCGUGUAUGUUAGAGUACAUUUACUUCCAUUCUUUUGUGUGAUUAAUAUUAACACGAUUUAUUUCUCCGUUUAUAGAA